This is a messenger RNA of Cucurbita maxima (winter squash), 1331 nucleotides long. RefSeq lists its product as uncharacterized. The transcript is spliced from 5 exons. Gene Ontology annotation, cellular component: chloroplast. Bases 127 to 1176 code for a protein of 349 amino acids. The record is from RefSeq and is a predicted model, not a curated record. Lineage: Eukaryota; Viridiplantae; Streptophyta; Magnoliopsida; Cucurbitales; Cucurbitaceae.
UGGUUUCGGCUAAGACCGUGGCAUCCUCAUCGUUUUCGAACCUCCUCGCGAAGACGCCUAUGCCCGAAGCAUUUUCGCGGGCUUAGGGUUUAAGGACCGCUAACUCUGCUCUAAAACCCUAAGAAUAUGCAGUCGCAAUCCUUCUCUCGUGGCCUUCCCCCGGCUCUGGUCGGAUUACAGGAUGGCCGUUCUCGCUUUCGCCAAAUGCAAUUGGGAAACCGGUGGAAACAAGGAGAACAGCUUGAAUUUUCAUCCAAACAGCUUCAAUUUGCAUCCAAGUGGGAUGUGUUGAAGAGGAAGAAUGGGGCGUUCAUGUGCGUGGCUGAUUCUAACGGGAAGCCUCAGUUGGAAUCAUCUGGAAAGGAAAAUCGUGUAUUGUAUGUUAGUGCAUUGAAUGGAGUGGAGCCUUCUCGUGGGAAAUCUGGCUCUGUCUCAUUUCAUGGUCUCACUCACCAGUUGGUAGAAGAGGGUAAAUUGAUGUCAGCUCCUUUUAGAGAAGACAAGGGCUCUCUCCUCUGGGUACUAGCUCCUGCAGUGUUUAUCUCAUCUUUGAUUUUUCCUCAAGUUUUCCUUGGCGAUCUAAUUGAGGCUUACUUCAAGGAGGAGAUUCUCGUAGAAGUUGUGACUUCAUUGGUGUUUGAAGUCCUAUUUUAUGUCGGAGUUGCUGCGUUCCUGCUCGUGACCGAUCGUGUUCAAAAACCAUACUUGCAAUUCAGCUCGAAGAGGUGGAGUCUCAUUACAGGCCUUAGAGGAUACUUGACAACAGCUUUCUUCAUUGCUGGCUUCAAGGUUGUAGCUCCACUAUUUGCCGUCUAUGUAACUUGGCCGAUGAUUGGCCUGCCUGCCCUCGUUGCAGUGUUUCCAUUUCUGGUUGGCUGUAUCGUUCAGUUGGCAUUUGAAACCCAUCUUGAUAGGCGUGGCUCAGCUGCUUGGCCACUCGUUCCAAUCAUUUUUGAGGUUUAUAGACUUUACCAGUUGACAAAAGCUUCCCAUUGUAUGGAGAGGUUGAUGUUCCAAAUGAGAGGGCUUCCCAACACUCCAGAACUGUUGGAAAAAAGUGGAGCUAUUUUUUCUAUGAUGAUAACCUUUCAAGUCCUGGGAGUGAUAUGCCUCUGGUCGUUAAUGACUUUUCUUUUGAGGCUUUUUCCUUCCAGACCUGUGGCAGAGAAUUACUAGUGUUGUAGCAUUCUGUACAUUCUAUUUUCAGGGUUAGUUAACUCUUAAUUACAAUUUAUUUUGUUGCAAGGAUUUCUAGAACAUUUUAUCAUGAUUUGUUCAAUGAGCUCCAUGUUGCCCUACCCCAUCAAUUGAUAUUCAAAUCUUCAGCUUCC